Pseudophryne corroboree (corroboree frog) is the source of this 2595-nucleotide messenger RNA. Its product is annotated as vomeronasal type-2 receptor 26-like. Gene Ontology annotation, molecular function: G protein-coupled receptor activity. Gene Ontology annotation, cellular component: plasma membrane. The coding region runs from base 1 to 2595 and encodes 864 amino acids. Lineage: Eukaryota; Metazoa; Chordata; Amphibia; Anura; Myobatrachidae. The record is from RefSeq and is a predicted model, not a curated record. The transcript has 7 exons. Gene Ontology annotation, biological process: G protein-coupled receptor signaling pathway.
AUGAGGCUGAUAUUUAAAGAACAGAAGAAAAUCAACAUUUAUUUUCGACCAUAUGAAGUUGCAUUUAAUAUUUUACACCAAAUGAUUUGGUUGUUAAUCCUGAGCAUCGCAGUCUGCAGAUCCAGUAACCCAGCACCCGGAUGUCAUCUUUCUCCAGUGGUUAAAAAUGGAUUUGAAUAUAAAUAUUCCCAGGAUGGAGAUAUCAUUAUAGGUGGAAUAUUCACUGUUCAUGGCUGGAUGGCAGCAUUUGAUUACAGAUUUGGGAUCCAAUCACUGAUCUGUCUAAGUGUACUCCGUAGAGAAUACAGACAUAUCAGAGCAUUUAUCUUUGCAAUUAAUCAGAUCAACAGGAACCCAGACAUUCUGCCCAAUAUCACUCUGGGUUAUCAUUUGUAUGAUUCUUGUGGAAGUGAGAAUAAAGCUGUGAGAGAUGUUUUACAGAUUUUGUGUGGACACAAAAAUACAGUUCCUAAUUACAGGUGUAUGGAACAUGGUAAAGUAGCUGGGUUUAUCGGAGAUCUCAACUCUCACACCACCAUUGCAAUGGCAAAGCUGUUAAAUAUAUAUGGGUAUUCACAGAUCAGUUAUGGAGCAAGAGACCCCACGCUGAGUGACAGAAAGAUUUACCCACAUUUUUUUCGAACAAUUCACAAUGACCAGAUGCAAUUUUUGGCAAUUACAAAGUUAUUGAAAGUGUUCCAUUGGAACUGGGUUGGGAUUAUUUCAUCAGAGGAUGACAGUGGAGAGCGGGAGCUCCAACAGCUGAGCAGCCAGCUAACUGCAUAUGGAAUAUGCAUUGAAUUCAAGAUUCAGUAUAUGCCUAAAAAUAAAAAGUUAACUUCAUUAUUUACAGAAAUUAUUAAAAAGUCUUCUGCUCAAAUUAUUAUCAUUUGUGGCACAAUUUCCUUACCCUUUGUAAAUUAUAUCCGUAGUUUCGCACAAUUUACUGUCAAUAGGACAUUUCUUUUUCCAGCAUUGUGGUCAUCUAUGCCAGAGAUUGCAUUGCCCUAUGAGUCAAGACUGCCGGUUAACUGCACUCUUGUAUUUUCACUGCCUAUAUGUACCAUCCCCGGAGUGCAGGAAUUCCUAGAUGAUGUUAAUCCUCCACACCUCUCAUCUGACCCACUAAUGGAGGAUAUCUGGAUAACUGAAUUCUGGUGCAAGACUAGAAAUGAGUUAAAAAAUGUUGUUAUGACAGUGCUAACUCCAGUACGCCUUAGAAACUGUAGUAUGAAGGAUAGAUUUCAAGGCUAUUUCAAUUAUUCUAGGGAUGCAAUACCCUACAGAGUAUACAUUGCUGUCUUUAACAUGGCCCAAGCUUUGCAUGAUAUGUAUUUAUUUCUAAGCAAUAAUGAAACGAGGAACAACUUUGAAAUAAAUGAAUACAAAGAAGAGGUAACAACAAUAAAACAAUACUGGGUAUUAACAGACAGAGAUUUUGAUACAACUGCGUAUGCCUCAGAUCCAAGAUACCACAAGGACAGUGUUCUGAAAAGUGUUCUGAUGGAUAUAGAAAAGCACCAAGGGAAGGAUACUAUGCAUGUUGCUAUAACUGUGUUCCGUGUUCAGAAGGAGAAAUAUCCAAUAAGUCUGAGAAUGUCAAAAAAGCAAUCUUUGGUUGCUGACAUCUCAUGUCUUGUCAUGAAUACUGUAUUUCCUAUUGAUUUUGAGACUGUUGACAAUGAAAAUUGUGUGAAAUGCAGUGAUACUGAAUGGCCUAAUGAAGCAAGAAACCAAUGUAUUGCCAAAGUUCAAGACUUUCAAUCAUAUGAAAUGAACACUAUAACCUCAGUAUUUUCUGUAACAGCUGUAUUAUUUUCCGCUAUAGUUGAUUUGAUUACUGGAAUAUUUAUUUUCUUCCGGAACAACCAAAUUGUCAGAGCUAAUAACCGGAACCUAAGCUUUAUUAUCCUCAUCUCUCUAAAGUUGAGUUUACUCUGUGUAUUACUCUUCCUUGGUCGCCCAGUGGAUAUAACCUGCAUGCUGCGGCAGAUCUGCUUUGGAAUCAUAUUUACUAUCGCUGUGUCCUCAGUCCUGGCCAAGACUAUCAUGGUUUGCAUUGCUUUUAAAGCCACAAGACCAGGAAGCUACUGGAGAAAAUGGAUGGGAGUCAAACUACCAUAUUCCUUAGUGCUGAUCUGCUCAUCUGUCCAGGUCCUGAAUGGUGUCAUCUGGUUGUCAGUUUCUCCUCCAUUUCAAGAGUUUAACAUGGACACAUAUCCUGGGACUAUCAUCAUCCAAUGUAAUGAGGGUUCUGUGCUGGCCUUUUAUUUCAUGUUGGGUUACAUGGGACUCCUGGCAGCUGUGAGCUUUUUUCUGGCUUUCAUGGUGAGAACAUUACCGGACAUCUAUAAUGAGGCCAAAUACAUUACAUUCAGCAUGCUGGUGUUCUGCAGUGUGUGGGUCUGUGCCAUUCCGGCCUAUCUGAGCAGUAAUGGGAAAAAUAUGGUGAUUGUAGAGGUGUUUGCUAUAUUAGCCUCGUGUAUUGGGAUAUUAGGCUGCAUGUUUUUCCCUAAAUGUUACUAUUUACUGAGGAGACCUGAAGUAUCCAGAAAAAUACUUUUAGUUCAGCAAAUACAAAACAAUUCCUUAUAA